AUGGCCCCAUCAAUCCAAGAACUACCAAUUGAGGUCCCUUCAGUCUCGCUCGAGAAGCUCAAUCUCGCGAACAAGGAGGCACCAAAAGUUAAGCGACAAAUCGAAGUCGAAGGAGGCAAGACAGAUGCAAAGUACCCUCACUAUCUCCCAACCUGGAACCACGGUCAAAAAUACCCAGCGCUCGAACCCUUCAACCACGUCGACCCCGGCCUCUCCGCCGACUCUUCCUUCCCAGACCUCCUCCCCACCGGCACAAAACACAUCAAGUUAACCCCCACAACGGGCUCCGAAAUCCACGGCAUCCAACUAAGCAGCCUCACCUCCGCAGGAAAAGACCAACUUGCCCUCAUCGUCGCCCAACGCAAAGUCGUCGCCUUCCGGGACCAAGACUUCGCCGACCUCCCCCUCCAAACCGCCCUCGACUUCGGCCGCCACUUCGGCCCUCACCACAUCCACCCAACCUCCGGCUCCCCCGAAGGAUUUCCAGAACUGCACAUCGUCCACCGCUACGGCAAGCCCGGGACUUCUGAAUUUGAUUCCUUCCUCGCAGGCCGCAACUCCAGUGUCUCAUGGCAUUCGGACGUAUCUUAUGAGUUGCAACCGCCUGGCACCACAUUCCUGUACCAGUUCGAUGCCCCUGAGACAGGUGGCGACACGUUGUUUGCGAAUCAGGUUGAGGCGUACAACCGGCUCAGCGAGCCGUUGAAGGAGCGAUUGCAUGGCCUUAAGGCAGUACACUCAGGGUUCGAACAAGCGGCUUUCAGUAGAGACAAAGGAGGCGUGGUGAGACGGGAGCCGGUGAAGAAUGAACAUCCGCUCGUGAGGACACAUCCGGUUACGGGGGAGAAGGCUUUGUAUGUUAAUACCGGGUUUACACGCAGUAUCGUCGGUCUCAAGAAAGAGGAGAGUGAUGCGCUGCUGGCGUUUUUGUUUAAUCAUAUUGGGAGGGGUAUUGAUUGGCAAGCUAGGGUUAAAUGGGCGCCGGGGACUGUUGUGGUGUGGGAUAAUCGUGUUACAGUUCAUUCGGCGACUCUGGACUGGGAUAGUGGAGAACGCAGACAUCUGGCUAGAAUCACACCACAAGCUGAGAAGCCGUAUGAGACUGAAUAUGUUAGGAAGGAGGGUAAAUGA
Messenger RNA from Glarea lozoyensis ATCC 20868, 1131 nucleotides. Its product is annotated as Clavaminate synthase-like protein. The record is from RefSeq and is a predicted model, not a curated record. The coding region runs from base 1 to 1131 and encodes 376 amino acids. The transcript is spliced from 4 exons. Gene Ontology annotation, molecular function: 2-oxoglutarate-dependent dioxygenase activity. Gene Ontology annotation, cellular component: cytoplasm. NCBI's taxonomy places the organism in Eukaryota, Fungi, Ascomycota, Leotiomycetes, Helotiales, Helotiaceae.